This is a messenger RNA of Drosophila takahashii, 3137 nucleotides long. It is a transcript of the gene Gat, whose product is annotated as GABA transporter. Gene Ontology annotation, biological process: sodium ion transmembrane transport. Gene Ontology annotation, molecular function: gamma-aminobutyric acid:sodium:chloride symporter activity. Gene Ontology annotation, cellular component: plasma membrane; neuron projection. Lineage: Eukaryota; Metazoa; Arthropoda; Insecta; Diptera; Drosophilidae. The record is from RefSeq and is a predicted model, not a curated record.
UUUGAGGAACAGAGGUUAAUUUUAGGUGGUUUAGAUACUCAGAUACUCAGUUGGAUGCAAGCAAGUGGCCUGCGAGGGUGCUGUUAUUGUGACCACGCUUACUUCUGACAAAAACGAGAUCGGAUCGGAGCGGACUAGUCUAGCUUCAGUUGUAGUGUUCGAUUGUCCUAGACCAUCCGUCUGUAUUCCUUUACGUUUAAGGUCGAUUUCCUUGAAAGGAGAACGCAAUCGAAAUGUACACAAACUGCGCUAACGAUGGUGACGGGGGAGGAGAUGGGCGCAAGCACGAAUCUAUCGAAAUGAGCAAAGAAUUGGGUCACCCACCAAACUUGCAGUCUAACACACCAACAAAUACGGACGCGUCCACUAAGCAGCAGUUGGUUAAAAUCGAACUCCCCGAACGAGGAUCAUGGUCUUCCAAAAUGGAUUUUAUACUAUCAGUGGUAGGCCUUGCAAUUGGUUUGGGAAAUGUUUGGCGAUUUCCUUAUUUAUGCUACAAAAAUGGAGGAGGUGCAUUCAUAUUGCCAUACAUAAUAACGUUGUUUUUGGCUGGGAUUCCAAUGUUUUUCAUGGAGUUAGCUCUUGGUCAAAUGUUAACAAUUGGUGGUCUUGGUGUAUUUAAAAUUGCACCCAUAUUUAAAGGAAUUGGAUAUGCUGCUGCAGUUAUGUCUUGUUGGAUGAAUGUUUACUAUAUUGUAAUUCUGGCUUGGGCUGUAUUUUACUUCUUCAUGUCAAUGAGAGCAGAUGUACCUUGGAGAACUUGUAACAAUUGGUGGAACACCGUUAGCUGUGUCAGUCAAUAUGAAAGGACAAAUUUAAAUUGCUGGGACAAAAUAAUUAAUGGAACCGCAAAAAGAAUUUGUUCCGUGUCUGCUGUAAAUAUUACAUCUUCCGAACUUACAGAUCCAGUCAAAGAAUUUUGGGAGCGUCGUGCGCUUCAGAUUUCACAUGGAAUUGAGGAGAUUGGAAAUAUUCGCUGGGAAUUGGCUGGAACUUUGUUGCUUGUGUGGAUCCUCUGCUAUUUUUGCAUUUGGAAAGGAGUAAAAUGGACUGGGAAAGUCGUGUAUUUUACAGCUCUUUUUCCUUAUGUUCUUUUGACGGUUCUAUUAGUUCGUGGAAUAACGUUACCUGGUGCAUUGGAAGGCAUUAAAUUUUAUAUUAUUCCAAACUUUUCAAAGUUGUCAAACUCCGAGGUUUGGAUAGAUGCUGUUACGCAGAUAUUCUUCUCAUAUGGCCUUGGUCUUGGAACUCUAGUGGCACUAGGAAGUUACAACAAGUUUACCAACAAUGUUUAUAAAGACGCGUUAAUUGUCUGCACAGUUAAUUCCAGCACCAGUAUGUUUGCUGGAUUCGUUAUAUUCUCUGUUAUCGGAUUUAUGGCUCACGAGCAACAGAGACCAGUAGCUGAAGUAGCUGCAUCAGGACCUGGAUUAGCAUUUCUCGUUUAUCCAUCGGCAGUUCUGCAGUUGCCGGGAUCUCCAAUGUGGUCUUGCCUCUUUUUCUUUAUGCUGUUGCUUAUUGGAUUGGACUCACAGUUUUGUACAAUGGAGGGAUUUAUCACUGCGAUUAUUGAUGAAUGGCCUCAAUUGCUAAGGAAACGCAAAGAAAUCUUUAUUGCUAUUGUAUGCGCACUUAGCUACUUAGUGGGCUUAACCUGUAUUACACAAGGCGGUAUGUAUAUAUUUCAAAUAUUGGAUUCGUAUGCAGUCAGCGGCUUUUGCUUACUAUGGCUCAUAUUCUUUGAGUGCGUCUCUAUAUCUUGGUGCUAUGGAGUUGAUCGAUUUUAUGAUGGUAUUAAGGAUAUGAUCGGAUACUAUCCCACAGUAUGGUGGAAAUUCUGUUGGUGUGUAACCACCCCUGCUAUAUGCUUGGGCGUCUUCUUCUUCAACAUAGUUCAGUGGACCCCAAUUAAAUAUUUGGACUACAGCUAUCCAUGGUGGGCGCACGCUUUUGGUUGGUUUACGGCAUUGUCAUCCAUGCUUUAUAUACCAAUAUAUAUGUUCUGGUUGUGGAAACGAACUCCUGGUGACUUGAGUGAGAAAAUCCGAGCUAUAGUUAGAAUAGACGAGGAUGUAACCCGGUUACGCGAGAAAAUGCAGAGAGAAGCUUAUGCUAAGGAGGUUGAAUUUAAUUCUUUAUAGGCGUAUAUAAGUUAUCUCAUAAAAAUGUAAGGCACUUUUGGUUGACCCGUUCAUUCAGCUAAAUUUGAUUUUGAUUAAUUUUCCAUACUUUUGAAAUUAUUCCCAGCAUAGACAACUCAUGUAGCAACGUUUUCUUUGAUCUUUAACUCAACUUUCCUGUAUUGACCUAAAUUUUUGCAAUGAACCCUUGUAGUAAUUUUAUAUUUAACAUAAUAUUCUCGUUUUUAACACAAAAGCUAGUCUAAAUAAUCAAGCACAAAAAUGAAUAUAGGUUUUUAAAUGGUUAUUGGAAGGUUUUAUGUGGUACUUACUCAACGGUAGUAUGCCAUUUAGAGUGAUUAGAAUCUUAAAUUUCUAAAAAUUUGGCUUUGUAAGCAAACGUGAGCACAGUGCUGAAUAUCAAACCAAUUUUACCAUUGUUGCUUAAGAAAUUGAUCGAUAUGUUCUUGACCUGCCAGCGUCAAGUUCUCAUCCAUUAGUUUAGGUUACUUGAUAUAAUAAAUACAAAACAAUAUAUAUUUAAUAUUGCAAAUGUAAAAACUAAAGCCGUGUUAGCAAUCGCACAAAAAAUUUUAUAGGACGCAGAUACAUUCACAUAAGCAAGUUUAUACAUUCCCUGCAGUUCUAAAAGCCAUUUGUCACCCAUGACUCACUUCACAAUCGGCGAGAAAGAAAAUGAUAUCUUCACAUAGACGUCACUUGGCUUGCAUAGCUGACUGCCAGAACCCCAGGACUUGCGCUUUGCAUUACUCAACAUCAGAGUCUAUAUAUUUCUCAAAACUGAUACGGAUUAGAAAAUAUUUUACAAUGUAGUAUUGUUUAGAAAUAAGAAAUGGUAUCCCACAAUGAAAUCGCAUUCAUGUAAAUUAAGAUUGUCGUUAUUUAUAUAUAUAUUUAUUUCAGUGACCUGAUGGUGCUUCAGGCAUUGUUAUGUAAUUUAUCUUUAAAAUGUCUAUAUGUUGCUCAACGUGUCAAAUAAAUCGAAUAUCCACUUAA